Dunckerocampus dactyliophorus (ringed pipefish) is the source of this 5841-nucleotide messenger RNA. RefSeq names its product vinculin-like. The coding region runs from base 370 to 3852 and encodes 1160 amino acids. Gene Ontology annotation, molecular function: structural molecule activity; actin filament binding. Gene Ontology annotation, cellular component: actin cytoskeleton. Gene Ontology annotation, biological process: cell adhesion. The record is from RefSeq and is a predicted model, not a curated record. The transcript has 24 exons. Lineage: Eukaryota; Metazoa; Chordata; Actinopteri; Syngnathiformes; Syngnathidae.
GGCUCACUGCCAUGCAUGUAUGCAAGGCAUGACGUAACUUGGACUGAACUGUCACUUGCACAGUGGUGUGCGCGUCCAUGUACGUGCGGCGUGAGCGCGCACCUCCUCACCACCGCCAGCACCAGCAGCAGCAAAGAAGCAAGCAGCGUCUUUGCCGUGAUUGGGCGGAGGGUGGUGAUUCCUUCUGGCACAAUUCCGGUAGAUCCCACCGGAGGAACCCUGGAGAAGCUUGAGUGGACGGUGCACACGCUUGAGUGGGCCCUCCUGCAAGUGAGGAGAGCAAAAACAGAAGGAAAGGAAGGCUUCUGUGCAAGAAGCCACCGACCACCUUUUCUGUGUGCUGGAAGGCUGCGGUAAAAGUGGUUGACCAUGCCGGUGUUCCACACCAAGACCAUCGAGAGUAUCCUGGAGCCGGUGGCCCAGCAGAUCUCUCACCUGGUCAUCAUGCACGAAGAGGGCGAGGUGGACGGGAAAGCCAUCCCGGAUCUGACCGUACCGGUGCAGGCGGUGCAGGCUGCAGUCAGCAACCUUGUGCGGGUUGGGAAGGAAACGGUUCAAACCACCGAGGACCAGGUGCUGAAGCGAGACAUGCCCCCUGCAUUCAUCAAGGUGGAGAACUCGUCAUCUAAACUGGUCCAAGCAGCUCAGAUGCUGAAGACAGACCCAUACUCAGUCCCUGCUCGAGAUUACCUGAUUGAUGGAUCCAGAGGGAUUUUGUCCGGCACAUCUGACCUUCUGCUUACUUUUGAUGAGGCAGAGGUUCGUAAGAUCAUCCGUGUGUGCAAAGGUAUCCUGGAGUACCUGACAGUAGCUGAGGUGGUGGAGACCAUGGAGGACCUCGUCACUUACACUAAAAAUCUGGGGCCAGGGAUGACCAAGAUGUCAAAGAUGAUUGAAGAGAGACAACAGGAGCUGACACACCAGGAACACAGACAGAUGCUCGUCAGUUCCAUGAACACCGUUAAAGAGCUGCUGCCUGUCCUGAUAUCAGCAAUAAAGAUUUUUGUGGCCACCAAGAGUGGUCGAGGCGCUGGUGUGGAGGAGGCUGAGAGGAACCGCCGUUUUACCUUUGAGAAGAUGAGCGGCGAGAUCAACGAGAUCAUCAGAGUCUUACAGCUCACGACGUGGGAUGAAGACGCCUGGGCUAACAAGGAUAUGGAGGCACUGAAGAGAUCUCUGGGUUUGAUUGAAUCUAAGAUGAUCCAAGCUAAAAAUUGGCUGAAAGACCCCUAUGCUCAACCAGGAGAUCCCGGUGAGGUCGCUAUACGUGUGAUUUUGGAUGAGGCCGGAAAGGUGGGAGAGCUGUGUGCUGGGAAGGAGAGGAAGGACAUACUGGCAACACAUAAAGCUUUGAGUCAAAUGACUGAUCAGAUUGCAGAUUUGAGAGUCAGAGGCCAAGGCCCAAGCCAGGCUUGUGUGCAGCGUGCAGGCCAGUGCUCUCAGGGCUUCGAUUUGUUAUUUGGCAAAGUUGACAAUGCUGCUCGCAGGCUGGAGGCUCUCAUCAAUGCCAAACAAGCCAUUGCCAGGAGGCUGGAUGCUGCUCAGGCCUGGCUGGCUGACCCUAACGGUGGUCCAGAGGGCGAGGAGAACAUCAGGGCAUUACUAGCAGAGGCUAAACGCAUCGCCGACCUGUGUGAGGACCCUAAAGACAGGGACGACAUCCUGCGCUCCAUCAGUGAGGUCGCAGGCCUCAGCACCAGACUUGUGGAGCUACGCAAACAGAUGAGAGUGCAGCCACGUGUCACCAAUAGCUGGCACGUUUUACCUGCCUGGAGGUUAUGUUGUUGCAUGUCAGCGUUGGGUGUCAGUCCCACAAUAAGGGGUAAAGGUGACAGUCCGGAGGCCCGUGCACUGGCGAAGCAAAUCGGGGCAGCCCUGCUGACCUUGCAAGCCAAGACCAACCGGGCUGUGGCCAACAUGAGGCCCGCCAAGCCUGCAGUCACUCUGGAGGGGAAAAUGGAGCAAGCUCUACGCUGGGUCGCUAACCCUGGAGUGGAUGAUAGAGGUGUAGAGUGUGAGAGACUAGAGUGGAACACAGGUCAGGCAGCAAUCAGGGGGAUGGUUGGAGAAGGAAGGAGGCUGGCAGGAUGCCUGUUGGGACCUUACCGCCAAGACAUGAUGGGACGCUGCGACCGAGUAGAGGGUCUGAUGACAUCCUUGGCAGACAUGGCAGGCAGGGGCGAGGCCGAGGCCCCCCAUGCUAGGGCAACGGCCGCACAGCUACAUGACAGCCUCAAGGACCUGAGGCAGAAAAUGCAAGAGGUGAUGACCCAGGAAGUAUCAGAUGUCUUCAGUGACACCACCACACCUAUUAAAUUGCUGGCCGUGGCUGCCACUGCUCCCGCGGAUGCCCCUAACAGAGGGGAGGUUUUUGAUGAGCGUGCAGGGAACUUUGAGGCCCAUGCAGGCCGUCUGAGUGCAACUGCAGAGAAGGCGGCUGCUGUGGGAACAGCCAAUAAGAGCACAGUGGAAGGGAUUCACGCUGCGGUCAAACAUGCCCGUGAGCUCACACCACAGGUGACGUCUGCUGCUCGUAUCUUGUUGAAGAAUCCGGGCAACAAGGCAGCGUACGAGCACUUUGACACCAUGAAGAACCAAUGGAUUGACAAUGUGGAGAGACUCACAGGUCUGGUGGAUGAGGCCAUAGACACCAAGUCUCUGCUCGACGCCUCAGAGGACGCCAUCAAAAAAGACAUUGACAAGUGCCGAGUUGCCAUGGCGAAUGUUCAGCCUCAAAUGCUCGUUGCCGGGGCGACAAGCAUCGCUCGGCGAGCCAAUCGGGUUCUGCUGGUAGCAAAGAGGGAAGUUGAGAACUCCGAAGACCCGCGCUUCAGAGACACAGUGAAACAUGCGUCAGACAUUUUGUCACACACCAUCUCACCCAUGGUCAUGGACGCCAAGGCAGUGGCUGGCAACAUACAAGAUAAAGGACUGCAGAAGGCCUAUUUAGACUCCUGUCUGAGGAUUUUGGCUGCAGUGGGAAAAGUCAGAGAGGCCUUCCAACCUCAGGAGCUGGACUUUCCACCUCCACCACCUGACCUAGAUCAGCUCCAAGUAAGCGAUGAGCAGGCUCCACCUAAGCCCCCCUUGCCAGAGGGCGAGGUGCCACCUCCUCGGCCUCCCCCUCCAGAGGAAAAGGACGAAGAGUUCCCGGAGCAGAAGGCGGGAGAGGUUCUCAGCGAGCCCAUGAUGGUGGCGGCCCGACAGCUGCACGAUGAGGCCCGCAAGUGGUCCAGCAAGGAGGCGGUAGAGGUAGACGAUGAAGAUGAGUUUACUGAUGGUGAGGAUGACUAUGAGCCAGAGCUGCUGAUGAUGCCCUCCAACCAGCCUGUCAAUCAACCAAUGCUGGCAGCUGCCCAGUCUCUCCACCAGGAGGCGCGCAAGUGGUCCAGCAAGGGUAACGACAUCAUCGCCGCCGCUAAGCGAAUGGCUCUGCUGAUGGCAGAGAUGUCCCGGCUGGUGCGUGGUGGCAGUGGCAACAAGCGAGCACUUAUCCAGUGCGCCAAGGACAUCGCCAAGGCUUCCGAUGAGGUGACAAGGCUCGCUAAAGAAGUGGCCAAACAGUGCACGGACAGACGCAUCAGAACUAACCUGCUGCAGGUGUGUGAGCGGAUCCCCACAAUCAGCACUCAGCUGAAGAUCCUCUCCACUGUGAAAGCCACCAUGUUGGGUAGAACAAACAUUAGUGAGGAGGAGUCCGAGCAGGCCACCGAAAUGCUCGUCCAUAACGCCCAGAACCUGAUGCAGUCCGUGAAGGAGACCGUAAGGGAAGCUGAGGCAGCCUCCAUCAAGAUUCGCACGGACGCAGGAUUCACGCUCCGCUGGGUGCGCAAGACCCCCUGGUACCAAUAAACACAAAGUAGUGAUUUUGUGGCAAAAUUUGAACAGCAGCACACACGCUUUGAAUAAAAGUAGCAACAUAGAUCUAGAUGAUUAUCUAUCAUCCUUGGUCGAUCUGCUUCAUCUGCUUUAAGCUCUCCUUUUCUUCCUUAAGUGGAGACACAGGAUUUGGAAUAUCUAUUUUUGGUAUGUUGUGUUCAAAUGAAACGCAGAUUGCAGGUAGCUAUAUAUAUAUAUUUUUUGCAUGAGAAUGUUUUCUAUUUUCUAAAUGCUUCGUUUCUUAAUAGUUUUAUGUGUUUUGUGUACCUCGAGCUGUGAGCUUUAUUCACUGAUUUGAAACACUUAAGGGCGGAGCCUGGCGUGGGUGGACCACAUCUCCUCCUCCUCCUCUUAUGUUUACUUUAACAAUUAACCGCUGCGCUGCAGGUUGAAUUUAAUGGUGUGACGUCAUCAGCGCCAUAUGAUGAUGCUUAUACUUGAAGAACUGUUAAAUCCUCUGGCUUAGAAGUAUUAUGACUCUUGGGCAAUGAAUUGUAUAAUAUCACGAAUAGUGUAUGCCAGUAAAAAGACCGGUUUAGUUGAUUGCUGUAAGGUAGUAAAGUGUUUAUGUGUGACACUAUGGUGCAGCUCAUCAUUUGUUAGCUGUAGGGAUGGGCAUGAUUAUCACUUUUUCGACUUGGUUGAUUAAUUGUGUCUUAAAGCAAUUGAAGCAAAAUAGAGUGCAGUACUUCGCUGCAAUCACCAGAGGCACUGUUGCUUCAAAGAAGGGCAAAAUGUCAACUACGGGAGCUACUGUACAUCCACUUCAAGCAGCAUUAUUCUGUUCAAUAUGGCAUGGAAACAGGAGUUCAGAACAUUCAGUUGGCAUGAGCCUUCAGUCGAACCAGAAAGUGCUAUCAUCCUCUCGUCAAGCCCAUCCCUAAUUUUUUUUUUUUAAGUUUAAUUUAAAAGCACUAAUUAAUAGGGGUGUCACGAGACACUUAGUUCAUACGAUGAGACGAUACACGAGAAUGAGACGAGAUUUCAACAUUAUUUUUAAGAAAAGUACAAUGAAAACAAGUGACAAUAUAUUGCAAUCUACUCAUUUAUUUUCUAUUACUUUACACUCUUCUCCACCACCCGAGACACAGCGACUGUAUGACUGACAAAAGGGCUUGUUUGUUUAUGGAACAAAUGUGCCAAGGUACUGAAACCAAUGCACAGAGUGAACUCUCUUCCUGCCUGCUUGGAGGCGAGAGAUGACGCACGCAUCCACGUGGCAAUAUAUCGAGGUCGGCGAAAUCACCCAGUUCAUUUUCAUUCAUUGUGUGAUUAAUGAGUUAAUUUAUUAUUGUUCCAGGCCUUGUGCCCUUAAGGCUUUAUUUUAAACGCGAAAUCUUGUCACGUUUUAAUCUCACAAGAUAUUGCGGCACGAGAGCUUGUGACGCCCCUACUAAUUAAAUAAUUUAAAUUAAUGACAGUGAUUAAAGCCAAAGGGUUUUUGUUUUGUGCUACCACAUGUUUGAAUUGAAUCUUACAUUUUUUGUGUAAUGGUCUUUUGUCUCUGUAUGGAACAUCAUAAAUGUGACACCCAAUCAACAUAAUCUAGAACUGAUUUAAAUACUCAUUAGGAAAAAAACAACCCUGGUGGUUCGAUGUGGUAUGCCCAACAUUGCAGGUUUUUAGAGCUUUUACAAGACAUGUUGGAGUAGUUACCUUCAGGCAGUUCCUUACAUAAUCCUUACAUUUUCUUAAACUGUCACUUUUAUCAUAAUUUAUACAGUAUUUUGUAUGAUUGCUGGGCAAAUGUAACUUUGUGUGUGUGUGUGAAUAUAGAAAUGGGCACUCCAUUGAAGGGAUAGAAUGUAGUGUGUAUGUAGCAGCCGCUUGCAGACAGCGACACAGAGUGUAGUUGUGUGUGCGUAUGUGUGUGUGUCCCACGCACCCUGAAUGUAUCCUGAGAGCUUGUGGCCCCUGCCAACACGUGUUGUGCCUUAGAACAAUAAAAGACGAUAUGAUGAA